GCGGUCCGCCAAGACGAAGCAAACAAACAAGCAAAAACAUGCUAAAUAAGAAAGAAGAAGCACAGCAAUAUGCCAAUCAAACGCUUCAGGGGCGUCCAUUACAAGCAGCUCCUACCGCGACUCCCUCGAAACCUUCUCGUCUUCGAUGGGCACUGUCUCAUGUGCCAGGCGCGUGUCCGCUACGUCCUCGAGCGCAACUUCAGCUUCUUCAGCUUCAUGAAUUACGCCUCAAGCGAGGUAGAGCAGGAGAUGGCGGAGGGCUUGGACCGUCACCGCAUUCACUGCGCCUCGCUCGACUCCCCAGAGGGCACCGACAUUCAUCGCUCCUUCUUUCAACGCUCCGUGAAGAUGAGUAGGUCAUCCGGCGCGUCUGCCGCGACGCCGUCGAUGGCAUUGGCGGUGCUGCCCACCCCGGAAGAUUUGGUUGUGGUGUUUAUCGAGAAGGUGCCUUCGCAGACGGCGAGCUUCCUGGCCCGCGUGCGGCCUGGCGGACUCGCCGCGGACGAUCACGCGCUCUUCCACAACUCGGCGUCGUCGUCGGCGCCGCACGCGUCUGCCACGGCCAGUGCGCGAUUGGUGCGCCCGGACGAGACGGAUUUGCUGGUCUCCACCAACUACGCCGCGAUGUGCCGGGUGGGCAUGCACCUUGAUCGCUUUCUCGUACGGAACGCCUUCUGCGCUCUCUACUACACCGUCCCCUCCGCGGUGGGCGACUGGUGGUUCGAGCGCUAUGUGUGUCGGCGGCGCAAGAAGCUCUGGGGGACGUCGGAGCAGGACGCGGUGAGGGAGAACGGCAUCAUCGAGGGCAUGCGCGAGCGACGGUGGACGUGGCGCAGCUCUCCCGCUCGCCGGUAA
This is a messenger RNA of Leptomonas pyrrhocoris, 855 nucleotides long. RefSeq lists its product as hypothetical. The record is from RefSeq and is a predicted model, not a curated record. The transcript has a single exon. Lineage: Eukaryota; Euglenozoa; Kinetoplastea; Trypanosomatida; Trypanosomatidae. Bases 70 to 855 code for a protein of 261 amino acids.